UUCUUACCCUGCGAUCAUUUUCAGGAACCCUAAUUCUUAAUACUCAUUUUCGUUAGGAUGUUGAAUCGAUUUCCAAAUGAGUAGGAAUAAAAAAAAAAAAAAAUGAUCCGAUUGAGCGUGAGGAACAGAUGACCAGUCGUAAGAAGAAAGCAGUUGCUGAGUCUUCUGGUCUCUUGCGAAGCCUCCUUCCCUGGAAGCAAGAGGUUACAGAUGAAGAAUUGCAAAGGUGGUUUCAUGGACCAUUUAUGGGAGGGUUUUCUGCUGGAUACUAUAAUACUGUGGGCUGUAACGAGGGGUGGGCUCCACAGUCAUUUACCUUGUCCUGGAAGAACCAGGCUGAAGUUAAAAAGCAGAGUAUGUUUACCAUCUUAGAUGAUGGUGAGAAAGUGGAAAUGGAAGGCAGUUCCCUGGGGAAUCUUUGCAGUUUGAUACAUUUGGAUUUGCUGCUGCAGAACUUGCUCGAAAACAAGCAAAGGUACUGUCAAGUGCAUUUCAUGCAUAUUGCUCAAUGGGGUUAUCAAUAGGUUUAUAACCUCGUUAAAGUUGGAUCUACUUACCUCAGUUAGCACUUACUAUUUUACUGCUAGUUUAAAAUCUCAGGAGGCAAACCCUCAAAAAGUCCGAACUAUGACGUGUUCAAAUUCACCACGGUUGAAUUCCCUGUAACUGAAUGUAAAUUAAAAAGUGCUCCUAAUACUUAUGAAGCAAUCCAUAAGCACAUUUCCCAUGAAAGCGGAAACUUACUAUUUUGAACAGGGAUAAACUGGAAUAAGGUUCCAUUGGAAAUGAGCUCAUAAACCCAUAGAGUCACUUCUGUA
Vitis riparia (riverbank grape) is the source of this 818-nucleotide messenger RNA. RefSeq names its product G patch domain-containing protein TGH-like. Gene Ontology annotation, molecular function: RNA binding. The transcript has 4 exons. The record is from RefSeq and is a predicted model, not a curated record. Lineage: Eukaryota; Viridiplantae; Streptophyta; Magnoliopsida; Vitales; Vitaceae. Bases 129 to 524 code for a protein of 131 amino acids. Gene Ontology annotation, cellular component: nucleus. Gene Ontology annotation, biological process: mRNA processing.